UACUAGGGUUUAUUCAAUCACUGUUAAUGCUCUUCUGUCGUUUGUUGAUGAACAAUCAAACCCAGAAAAUGACCUAAACUCUUCUACUCCCAAUCCCAAAAUGCUUCGCCGCCUUGCCAUUUUUACCCACCAAGUUCUCGCAAAUUCCAAUUCUAUCCUCCCCACCACCACCAAGCACAACAGCACCUUCUUCCUCUGCUCCCAUUUCAACCCUUCAUGUCACAGGGGCACUGGGUUCGCCUCAAUUCGCUUACUUUCGUACUCUCCUGUGAACCGCCGCAUACCUGAUCCCGAAGACCCCUCGAAUUUGAUAAAAGAAGAUGGCGUUUCUGUUUUAUCCCAAAUGUGGAUUGAGAAUUUUCGUGAACCUGAUAGGAUUGUGACUAAUUUGUCCUCUUACCUUCGCCGAUUCGAGUUGUGGGUAUUGGCGUACCAGAAGGUUUGCGCCGACGAGAUGGGUGCGUAUAUGCCCCGCAGUGAAAUACAGAGGUCAGCGCUUGAGGACUUGUUAGCGCUUCGUAAUGCUGUUCUUGACAGUAGGUUUAGGUGGGGUGCUAGACUAGAGUUCUUUAUUAAAUCACCCAAGGAUAAGACUGAAUACGAGUCUUUGUCUAAGAGGAAAAUUAAGGCCAUUCUGACGACUACACAACCGGCCCCAUUUCAAGAUAAGUUAGUGCAGGAAGUUCUGUUAAUGAUUUUGGAGCCAAUAUAUGAGGGUCGGUUCUCUCAAAAGUCAUUUGCGUUUAGGCCGGGGAGGAAUGCGCAUACAGUGUUGAGGGUGAUUAGGAGGAGUUUUGCAGGGUACUUGUGGUAUAUAAAGGGCGAUUUGAGUACUAUAUUGGAUGGGAUGAAGGUGGGUUUGGUGAUAAAUGCUUUGAUCAGGGAUGUGAGGGAUAAGAAGAUCAUUGAUUUGGUGAAGGCGGCGUUGGUUACACCAGUGGUUACGAGUAAGGAUGAUGGAGUGGAGAAGAAGAAAAAGAAGAGAAAAUAUCAGAAGAAGAGGGUGUUAGCAGAGGAUGAGCCGAAACCAGACCCAUAUUGGUUGGAGACUUUUUUUGGGUUUGCACCUGAGGAGGCAGAGAAGCUUCCUUCUUGGGGCCAUUGUGGGAUACUUAGCCCCCUUUUUGCUAAUGUUUGUUUGGAUGAACUGGACCGCUGGAUGGAGGGGAAGAUUAAGGACUUUUAUCAUCCGUCAAAGAGUGAUGUCAUAUGGAAUAGCCCGGAAGGUGAAGCAGAACAUGGAAAUACAUCUUGGCCUGAAUUUGUGCCAACAAGUGGCCCAGAUAAGACCAGAAAGAUGGAUUACGUUCGAUAUGGUGGUCAUAUUUUAAUUGGUGUUCGAGGACCUCGAUCAGAUGCUGCCACAUUGAGAAAACAAUUGAUUGAGUUUGUUGAUCAGAAGUAUGUGCUCAAGCUUGACAAUGAGAGCCUCCCUAUAGAACACAUAACAAAGGGAAUAAUGUUUCUAGAUCAUGUGUUGUGUCGCAGAGUUGUGUACCCAACGCUUCGUUACACUGCAACUGGUGGGAAAAUCAUUAGUGAGAAGGGUGUAGGCACUCUUUUAUCAGUUACAGCAAGCUUGAAACAGUGCAUCAAGCAAUUUAGGAAGUUGAGCUUUCUUAAGGGAGACAGGGAUCCAGACCCACAACCUUGUUUCAGAAUGUUUCAUGCCACCCAAGCUCAUACUAAUGCACAAAUGAACAAGUUUCUGUCCACAAUGGUUGAGUGGUAUAGAUUUGCAGAUAACCGGAAAAAAAUUGUGAACUUUUGCUCUUACAUUUUAAGGGGUUCACUUGCGAAGCUCUAUGCAGCAAAGUACAAGCUCCGUUCACGUGCAAAGGUGUACAAGAUUGGUUCGAGGAAUCUGAGUCGUCCUUUGAAGGAGAAGAAGGGGCAGUCACCUGAGUACCAUAAUUUGUUGAGGAUGGGUCUUGCCGAGUCAAUUGAUGGGCUUCAGUAUACCAGGAUGUCUCUUGUUCCUGAGACAGAUUACAGCCCUUUCCCAAGUAACUGGAGGCCCGAUCAUGAGAAGGCACUACUUGAAUAUAUAAGGCUUGAUGAUCCAAAAACUAUUGAGGAGCAGCGUAGGUGCAUCAUGGACCAAGGUCUUGUUUCACCUCAGGAUUACGUUUCAAUGCUUGUUUGGAACUACAAAAGGAAUGCUGGCACGUUGGAUCAACUUUCCUUGGUCAAUAGUGGUAGCACUAACAUUGAAAGAGAUAAACUAUUGCUGCUGGGAUCGAACGAGGAUAAACUUGAGCAUAGGACUAAAGAAGAGGAGGAAAAUGAUAAACAGUUUUGUGUAUCACAGAUGUAAAAUUUUUACUGCCACAGUAAUAAGGUAAAGUUAUUCAUGUGGCAUGUCAUUAUGUUGGCUCUUACUGGUACGCUUGCUGGCAAGUUAUAGAAAUGUUAGCUGUAUCGUUAUUAGGGGAAUGGUAUAUGGUUAGCUAUUCUUUCUUAUCAAGUUUACACUUUCUACAA
Molecule: messenger RNA, 2484 nt
Organism: Pyrus x bretschneideri (Chinese white pear)
Lineage: Eukaryota; Viridiplantae; Streptophyta; Magnoliopsida; Rosales; Rosaceae
Product: nuclear intron maturase 2, mitochondrial
Exons: 1
Coding region: 101-2317 (738 amino acids)
Biological process (GO): mRNA processing
Source: RefSeq, a predicted model, not a curated record